Molecule: messenger RNA, 1977 nt
Organism: Arabidopsis lyrata subsp. lyrata
Lineage: Eukaryota; Viridiplantae; Streptophyta; Magnoliopsida; Brassicales; Brassicaceae
Exons: 11
Coding region: 94-1602 (502 amino acids)
Source: RefSeq, a predicted model, not a curated record
AGCAAAUAGAUAGCCUAAUCUGCAAAUCCUUGUCCAGCUUCUGAGCUCAGAGAUAGAGAGAGCGAGAGGUUAGAGAUAGUAGUAGUUUUACCGAUGAUUGAGUCGGUUAUGGCCAUCCGUCUCUCCACCGGAUUUUGCUCGUCAACGGCGUUACUCCAGUAUCGUAGUGCACCGAGCUCGGAGGAGGGAGGAAACUGCUUCCAUUAUGCGUCCCGCCGCGUUUUUCAGCCUCAACGUCUCAACCAUAUUGAUGGGAGUGGAUUUCUGAAGUACAACAGUGACUAUUUAACUAGAAAACACCUGAGGAAGAAUCGAACGCAAGCCACAGCCGAGUACGUAGAUUCAGCUUCAGAUCCAGGAAAGCAAACUGGGAAGUCAAGGUAUCAUCCUUCAGAAGAAAUAAGAGCCUCUUUGCCACAGAAUGCCGAAGAUUCCAGGCUUUCACCUGCAGAAACUACUAGAACCAUCAUUGAGGUGAACAAUAAAGGAACCCUGAUGCUUACAGGUUCAAUUGGUGAUGGAGUUCAUGAGAAUAUUCUCUGGCCAGAUAUACCUUACAUAACAGAUCAGAAUGGAAAUUUGUACUUUCAAGUAAAGGAGGAUGAGGAUGUCAUGCAGUCCGUUACUUCUGAAAAUAAUUAUGUGCAAGUUAUAGUUGGUUUUGAUACGAUGGAGAUGAUCAAGGAAAUGGAGCUGAUGGGUCUUUCUGAUAGUGACUUUGAAACUGAAGAUGAUGAAAGUGGAGAGGAUGACAGUGAGGAUACAGGAGAAGACGAAGAUGAGGAGGAAUGGGUUGCUGUUCUAGAGGAUGAAGAUGAAGACGACGAUGAUGAUGAGGAUGAUGAUGAUGAUGAUGAUGAUGAUGAUUCUGAUUCCGAUGAAUCGCUGGGAGACUGGGCAAAUUUGGAAACAAUGAGGAGUUGCCAUCCCAUGUUUUUUGCAAAGAGAAUGACUGAGGUUGCUUCAAAUGAUCCUGUUGAUUGGAUGGAUCAGCCAUCUGCUGGCCUUGCUAUCCAGGGACUUCUGAGUCAUAUCUUAGUGGAAGAUUAUUCAGAUAUCCAAAAGAAACUUGCUGAUAGUAAUUCUACAAGUACAAACAGAAACAAGGAUGCAGAAAACUUAGAAGAAAAGCUUGCAGACAUUAGUAAGGCUGGUGAUGAAGAAUCUGACAUAGAUUCGUCGCAGGGUGAAAAAGAAAGAACUGUGGUGGCAUUUUACAAGCUGGAGAUGAUUAGAAUUCAGCUUAUUACAGCACAAGGGGAUCAGACUGAAGUUGAGGUGGAAGAUGUCAGAAAAGCACAACCUGAUGCUAUUGCUCAUGCAUCAGCUAAAAUCAUAAGCCGUUUAGAAGAAUCUGGUGAUAAACUAACUGAAGCCCUCAAAUCUCUGUGUUGGAGACAUAAUGGUAUUCUAGCAGAGGAAGUGAAGCUGAUUGGGAUAGAUUCCUUAGGUUUUGACCUCAGGCUUUGCGCAGGAGCAAAGAUUGAGUCAUUGCGGUUUGCAUUCUCGACAAGGGCAACAUCAGAAGAAAAUGCAGAGGGACAAAUUAGAGAACUAUUAUUCCCGACAACGAACCAGGCGACGCAACCGAAACCGAAAUGAGCAAGUCAGAAGGAUUGUUGAUGCUGUAGUAAUCUUCUGUGACGCUGCGCAGAGAAAACAGUUCCAUGAACCAAAAUCCAAACAAGCAAAUCAGUAUGUUUUUGGAACAAAUAUGAACAAGUUCUUGGAGAUCUAAGCAAAAGAGUAAGAUCUGUGGCUUCAAGCAAUUUUUCAAUUGAUUUUUGAACGCUGUAAUUUCUUGUUAAAAUUGUUCUCAAGUUUGUGGGUUACUCUGCACAAAUUGGGCAUUGAAGUUUCAACCCAUUCUUUAGAAAAUGCUUGCUUACGCUAAAAUCCCCUUAAACUAGACCUCCGAUCUGAUAUUUCUCUGAACUAUCUUGUUCGAAAAAUGAAUGACUAAAGCGUAUGAAUGUU